This is a messenger RNA of Hibiscus syriacus, 2988 nucleotides long. RefSeq names its product protein unc-13 homolog. The coding region runs from base 1 to 2988 and encodes 995 amino acids. The transcript is spliced from 5 exons. The record is from RefSeq and is a predicted model, not a curated record. Lineage: Eukaryota; Viridiplantae; Streptophyta; Magnoliopsida; Malvales; Malvaceae.
AUGCUAUUUUUUCCCCUUGCUCUCUCCACCAUUGCCGACCUCGCAUGGCCUUUUGGUGAGCUCGAAGGCCUAGAAUACGACGAGGUUUGCGAAACGGCUUACGAGAUAUUCUUCACGUCAUGUCGUUCGUCCCCGGGCUUCGGGAGUCGGAAUGCAUCGACGUUUUAUUCUUCGCGUGAUGGGGACGAAGGGACCUGGUAUGGGGCAUUAGCGUUAGCCUCAGGGCCGGGAUCAUUCGGGCGGCGGGCGAAUCAGGGGGUGGUAGAUGCGCCUCUGAGUACGGUUAAAAGGGAUUUGGGGUUGAAGACGGUGAAGAGACCACAACAUGGUAGGAGAAUGACAAUGUCCGCUUUUGAUUUUAGUGGAGACGAUGACAGUGAGUCGUCGACGUCGCCGGCGUCAGCAAGGCCUCAGCGAUCUUUGAAGGCGGUGGAGAUCAUGAAACGACAAAUGAGGGUAUCAGAACAGAGUGACAAUAGGCUUCGGAAGACUCUCAUGAGAACCCUUGUUGGCCAAAUGGGUAGGAAGCCGGAGACGAUCAUUAUUCCGCUCGAGCUUAUUCGGCACAUAAAACCGUCGGAGUUCAACGAUCCACACGAGUACCAUAUUUGGCAAAAGCGUCAACUCAAAAUCCUCGAAGCAGCCCUUCUAAUUUAUCCGUCGAUCCCUCUAGACGAAUCGAAUUCUUCUGCAAUGCAUCUUCGCGAGUCGAUCCGAGCCGGUGACUGCAAGCCUAUAGACACUUCAAAGAACUCAGAGACAUGGAAAACACUCUGCACCGCCGUUGCAUCUUUGGCUUGGCGAAAUACCGAUGGUUUCCCUACUGAUGUGUGCCAUUGGGCUGAUGGAUUCCCUCUCAACAUCCACCUCUACAUUUGUCUCCUUCAGGGCAUAUUUGAUACCUACGACAAGACGGUAGUCCUCGACGAGGUCGACGAGUUGCUCGAACUAAUGACAAAGACAUGGACCACAUUGGGGAUCGAUUGGCCGAUUCACAAUGCUUGUUUCACUUGGGUGCUUUUUCGGCAAUACGUUGCCACUAAUCAAACCGAGCCCGAUCUUGUAUCUGCAGCAUGUACUAUGUUGACAGAGGUGGAAAAUGAUGCUCAAGAGCCAGACAGAGAGGAAAUGUAUGUGAAAAUCUUGUUUUCGAUAGUAGCUUCGAUUCGAGAUUGGACGGAGAAGCGGCUGCUCCGUUACCACGAAUAUUUCGACAAAGCAAGUGUUAGCGGAAUUGAUAGUCUUUUGCCUCUGGCACUAUCUUCAGCAAAGAUUUUAGGUGAAGAUGCUACAAUCAUGGAACGGGAUAUAAUGCUCGAGGAUUCGACCAGUGAUCAUGUCGGUCAUUACAUUCGAUCUUCGAUGAAAAAUGCAUUUACAAAGAUGAUAGAAAAUGAAAAUGCCAAUAAAGAAGAAGGGGAAGAACCGAGUGUGACCAUGUUAAAAUUUACUAAAAGAACUGAGGAGUUGGCUGAGAAAGAGAGGGCAAUUUUUAGUCCUGUAUUGAAGAGUUGGCAUCCGAUUGCAGCCGGCGUGGCGGUUGUGAUGCUACAUCAAUGCUAUGGAGAUCUGUUGAAGGAAUAUGUAACCGAGACACGUAUACUGAACGGCGAAGUGGUCGGGGUACUACAGGGAGCUGCAAAGCUAGAACAAGUUUUGGUUCAAAUGGUGGUCGAAGAUUCCGAAGACAGUGAGAAUGGUGGAAAAGGAAUAGUUACAGAAAUGGAUCGAUACGAAGUAGAUUCGAUCACAUUGAGGCUCUUGAGACAAUGGAUAGAUGAAAGGCUAAAACAAGGGAAAGAUCUUCUUGGUAGAGCAAAAGAAACUGAAACCUGGAACCCCAAGUCCAAAUUCGAACCGUAUGCGACAUCGUCGGUGGAGCUAACUAGUUUGGCUAAUGAAACGGCGAAAGAUUUCUUUGAAAUUCCGGUUGAAAUUACAGAUGAUUUGAUUCUUGAACUAGCUGAAGGUUUAGAGCAGCUCUUCCAUGAGUACACUACCUUUGUAGCUUCAUGUGGGUUAAAAAAGAAUUAUCUCCCUACACUUCCUCCUCUAAGCAGAUGCAAUCGAGAUUCGACGUUGUUCAAAAUCUUUAAAAAGGCCACUCCUUGCGCUGUUGGAGUAGAAGAAAUGAAUCGAAUUGCGAGUCUAGAUGGUCGCCAUUCUCGCCCAACAACGAGCCGUGGCACACAACGCCUUUACAUUCGACUUAAUACCUUGCACUAUCUGAUCUCCAAUCUCGAUUCUCUCGGUAAAGCCCUGACCAGCUCGCUGAAAGGUUCAACACGAAACGAUUCUGAUAGCAUAUGCGAACAACGUGAUGCUUCAUGUGCCUUCUUUAAAAAUGUUAUUGGAUCUAUUCAGGAUGCUUGUGCUCAUGUAUCAGAAGUUGCUGCUUACCGCCUUAUCUUCCUCGACUCAAAUUCUAGUUUCUACGAGGGCCUUUAUGUGGAGGAAGUAACCAACACUAGAAUUCGACCUGCAAUCAAAGUUCUAAAGCAGAAUCUAACGCUUCUUCAUGCAAUGGUCACCAAUCGAGCUCAACCAUUAGCAACGAAAGAAGUUAUGAAAGCAUCUUUCGAAGCAUUUCUUAUGGUUUUGCUCGCCGGUGGACCGUCUAGGGCAUUUAACCUGACCGAUCACGAGAUGAUCGAUGAGGAUUUCCACAGUUUGCAAAAGGCAUUUUAUCAUUCUGGAGAAGAAUUGAUAUCUGAUGAGGAAGUUCAAAGGGAAGCCGAGACAGUUGAAGGGGUAAUAUCAUUAAUGUCUCAGUCCACAGAACAACUGAUGGAAGAUCUCAACACUGUCACUUCUGAGACUAGCGGAAUAGGCGUUGCAGGUUCGGGGCAAAAGCUACCGAUGCCUCCAACAACGGGACGGUGGGACAAAUCGGAUCCGAACACUAUACUAAGGGUCUUAUGUCAUCGAAAUGAUCGAGUCGCGGACCAGUACGUAAGGAAGUCAUUCCAGUUGGCAAAAAAGGCAUGA